Messenger RNA from Dichomitus squalens LYAD-421 SS1, 649 nucleotides. RefSeq lists its product as uncharacterized. The transcript is spliced from 2 exons. Bases 21 to 317 code for a protein of 98 amino acids. NCBI's taxonomy places the organism in Eukaryota, Fungi, Basidiomycota, Agaricomycetes, Polyporales, Polyporaceae. The record is from RefSeq and is a predicted model, not a curated record.
GUCAACAUACCGACAACACCAUGAUCGACGGCCCGCACCACUGUUCCCCUUCAAAUCCCAUCACGGCAUUCCACUUACUUCCUCCUCGCUUCCUGCUUGUGCACGGUCUCUCGUUCCUACCUUCGCUGCUAACUCUCCCACACGUCCCAUUUUACCUGGUGUCAAUCCGCAGCGCGCCCUCCAUAUCCGCGGGUGGCCUCCUAUGGGCCCUGCGGCAAACGUCAAGGCAUAUGCGCACCCGAGUGCCCGAUGAGGGCUUGACUGCAGUGUCGACUGAGCAGCAAGGCGAAGAUGCGACCCGUGGAUAUGAGCGAUGAUGCGCGGGAGAAGGAGCAUUGACGUGUUUUUCUUGACGUGUUUUUCUUCGCAGCAUAGAGCCUCGGCGAGCGUCUUAAAGCCCACAAAGCCAAAAUCCCCGACGAGCGAGCAGAUUGCCACCUUGAGCGUCGCGUAUCGCAGAGAACUGCUGUAUGAUGUCCUGGGAUUCCGUGUAGGAGUCGCGAUCGGGGUCCGCAGGGUGAGCGUGAGCAAAGCGACCGAGGAUACAUGGAUAUCAUGCCAGGACAGGUGGAGAUCAAGAGGCAGAGGGUCGUGAAGAACACACAACAAGUGGACGUGUUCCCACUCACCGUUACCUGUACUGCUGUAC